Brenthis ino (lesser marbled fritillary) is the source of this 2997-nucleotide messenger RNA. Lineage: Eukaryota; Metazoa; Arthropoda; Insecta; Lepidoptera; Nymphalidae. The record is from the annotation of a GenBank genome assembly.
AUGGUAAUUAACACAUCCGAUUCACGUAUAGUUAUUUGUUCACAGUGGAAGUCGCGAUGGUGUGUCAUGCGGAAGCUGUCGCCCGUCGCAGAUUGUGUUCAUCUGCAAGUAUAUCGCGACUCUAAAGCCCGAUGGGGAGGAGCAGCGAGCAAGGCCUCGCUCUCGCUGCAGCAGUACCUGGGCUGCGAGGCGGGCUUCACCCUCGACAAGCACUCGCACACUCUCGCGCUACUCUGCCGAGAUUUCACCGCCGUUUUGGCAUUCGAGACACGCGAGAGGCUUAUACAGUGGCAGGUGAAAGUCGGGGCCCAGCUCGGAGAGGCCCGGCAGUACUUAGUCCUGGUGGGGUCCCCGGGUGGGGCGGCGGGCGCCGGCAAGCGCCUGCCGCUCGGCCCCGCGCACCUUCACCUACACCACCGGCGCUUCGCCCUCACCUCGGGCGUGCCGCCGCGUCUGCUUGGCGUUUGGGAAAUCGCACAUUUAAGACGGUAUGGCGUAGUGGAUGGGCGGUUUUGUUUCGAAGGAGGGUCACACUGUGGUAAGGGAGAGGGUCUGCACGUGUUGGUCACUGAUCAAGCAAAUGAAAUUGCAAGAGACUUCGAUCUUGCGUCAAGAGGGCAACUCUCACCCAGAAGAAGGCCUUCGGGGCUUAGAAAAGAUGGUACGCAGAGUCCUCAUUCUCAUAUCUCUUUUAAAAAAUCUGACCUACGAAGAUUAGAAUUGAACACGAUAGAUAGAUCAUUACCACCAACAGAUAUGCGCCUUUAUGAAGAUCCGUGUAAUGAUGAGAUGGGGGCAAUUUCUCCCUAUUGGCCUUCUGCAGAGCGUACGCAGUUUCAAGAUAUGGGAUUAGGAGAUACAGCAUCUGUAAAUGAAACCGUAGAUGGCGCCGAUAUGGCUCCUUGGAACGGAAACGGAAAUGUGAUGCUAGAAAGAUGCAUGAGUUGUAUAUCAAAAUUGGGGGCCUUAUCCAGGUCAUCUACAGCUGCGCUAACACCUGGAGCUAAACAUUUUAGUCCAGCAUGGACCAUGGAAGCAUUAGAUGAGAGCCAUAGUGAAAUUGGAAUAACUGAAGCCGCUUUUAGUAAGGAGGCAAUAAUUAGUGGAGUAAAGACUGAAGAAGUGUGUCGAUGUCCAUCAGAUAGGCCGCCUGAACGUCCACCAAAACCUACUAGAUUGGAGUUAAAUCUUACAAAAAAACCUCCAAUGCCUUUACCAGUGAGGUCAUUCAGUCACACACAAUUAUCAGCAAUUGGAGAAAAUAAUCCAAGUAUAGGCCCUUACGAGAAUUAUGAUGUACCAAAAAUACCUUCAGCUGAGGUUGAAGGAGAAUACUACGAUACUCCAAAAAGGCUUAAAGAAUGCCUUAAUAAUGAAUUAUUUAAAAUAACAAAGAGUUCUACCUCAAAUACUUUAAUACUGAAAAAGCCUUGUGGAUGUCUAUUAAAAUUAGGAAAGAAAGCAAAACAAGCAACUGUAAUUGAUACGGACGAAACCUUUCAACCUGCGAAUUGUCCAUGUCAAAGAGUAACGGAUUGGGCUAAUAACUGGAUUAAGCUGCCCUAUUGUAAACGGAAUAUCGACGAGAAAGAAACAGCAACUUCUAAUGAAGAAAAUGUUAUAAUUGACAACAGUGACCGAACUGCGCUCUAUGCCACUGUAGACCUUUCCCGUAAAACAAGAAGAAAGGCACAAUUUGAUGCUUUGUCAAAUCCUAAUAAUUUAAUGACUCGAAGUUUGGACUCAAGAACACUUGAGAUUGAUGAAGGUCCGCAUGCAAAUUAUGAAAAUCUUAAUUUUGCUUUAUCACUAGAACAUUAUGAAAACGCUAAAGAUUUAUUACGAAAAGCAGGAGUUACUCAAUUGGAACUUGACGCACUUAGUGUAAAUUUAAGGCCAACUAUGGGUUUCACGUCAAUUAGUGGUAAAAGUAUGUGCACUAAAUGUGGUCAUUUUAAAGAAGGCAAAGAAAUGAAAGGCAAUAGAAAAAGUUCCAACGACGAAUAUUUAAUGAUGGAACCAAAUUCAUUGGAAAGCAAUAAAUUUGAAUCAGAUAAAUUGCUACCUUCUGGAUAUACUCCCAUGUCCCCUAUAGGAAGUUUUGGGUUCCAUACUUUAAAAUAUCCCGCCAAGAAUCCAAUUAACAGAUUACUGGAUGAAAAAUCUGCAAGUAACCCUACUUUGUCUGGACCUGAAGAACCUCGACCAAGUGCAAUAUCUCCAGGAGAUCAUGUAGAAUUACGGGCACCGGGACAUCGAGCAGAAUUUAGAAAAAGAUCGAGUUCUGCUGAUUCAUCAAGAUUCCUCGAUGACGUAAAAGAGUUUGAUGGUAGCGUUGGUAGUCGUGGCUCAGCAUCUUCCAUUGAAACUCUACGUGAUAUAGGUGUAAGAGAAACAAGUACUCCUUGUGACUGUGUUACAAGUAAGCAUUCUGACGCUGAUAGUUCUGAGGCAUCAAAAGCAAAGGGUAUAACAGUGACAGCAGGUGGAAAUAGAGAUUCAUCAAGUUCCAACGACUCAGGCGUUUCUAGUUGGUCUUUACGAGGAGAAGCAGCGCCUGGUGCCGCUGAUUUUGAGCUGCCGGCAACUACAGCAGCUACUCGACGGAGAUAUCGAACAGCACGGCGUGCUACUGAUUCGCCUCGCGGCACUCCCCCUCGUAGGUCUCGAUCGUCCGGGGGAACAAGGAACUCUCCGCCUACUACACAUAAGUGCUGCUCUGCAGAAGCAGAAGUUCCAGUUCUUAUUGUAAAACCAUUAAGAGGUGUUAUGGACACGCACAGCACAUCUAGUGGCACCUCUGACAUGUCAGACUACAUAGAAACUCUUUCAAUCUGCUCAUCACAUUCCUCAUCGGAUACUCCUAUUACAAUGAGGGUAAUGCGACAAACGACAAGUACGCUGCGACCACGCUCAGGCAAAGAGUACCAGCCGCUUGCGCCGCGCCUGGCCGCCGGCCUGCGCUCCGCGCAACCACAUUUAUACUCAAAUCUUCCG